Messenger RNA from Sceloporus undulatus (fence lizard), 4957 nucleotides. It is a transcript of the gene HDAC7, whose product is annotated as histone deacetylase 7. The transcript has 25 exons. NCBI's taxonomy places the organism in Eukaryota, Metazoa, Chordata, Lepidosauria, Squamata, Phrynosomatidae. The record is from RefSeq and is a predicted model, not a curated record. Gene Ontology annotation, biological process: negative regulation of transcription by RNA polymerase II; chromatin organization. Gene Ontology annotation, molecular function: histone deacetylase activity. Bases 293 to 3403 code for a protein of 1036 amino acids. Gene Ontology annotation, cellular component: histone deacetylase complex.
UCCGCGCAGCCUCUCGCCUGGACCAAGAAGGGAAGCAAGGCAGGCAAGGCGGGGCAGGCGCAGGUGGAUCCCUCGCCAGGAAGAGGAGGAAGCAGCAACAGCAGCAGCAGCAGCAGAGAGGCCCCCGAGGGAUGCUCCGGGUCCCGGAGGAAGAGGGCUGAGCCAUUCAUGGCCCCAGGAGGGCAGGCUCUGGGGCCAGCUUUCCCUGGCCCGCCUCCCUCCUCCACGCCUUGACCCUCCUCUCUGGGAUCCCUGGACUUUCGGCUCCUCGCUGGAGAGAGCUCCUCCAUCCAUGCCAGGGUUGCACCCAGCCCUGGGCAGCCCCAGCACCACCAGCCCCAGCCCCAGCAGCCCAGCUCCCUCCGACGCCUCGCUGCUCUCCUCCUCCGAUGGGAGGCUGAGGAGGCGCCUCGACUGCCCCGGCGCUUCCCGGGAAGAAGCUGCCGUGAAGCUCUCUGUCUCAUUGCGGGUUCCCCAGACCAUCCCCAUGGACCUGAGGAUUGGACAACGCCUUGCCAAACCCAGCCCAGACACUGCCUUGCUGGCUUUGAAGCAGACACAGUUACAACACCAGUUCUUAAUGGCAAGCUUGCACCAGCAGCAGGUGGAACAGCUCACCCAUCCGCACUUGCGGGUGCCGAUGGAGCCGCCACCCCAAGAUCCCGUCCCUGGGAAGCAGGAGCAGGAGCUGCGACUGCUCUUGCAUAAAGACAAAAGCAAACGUAGUGCUGUAGCAAGUAUGGUUGUGAAGCAGAAGUUGGCUGAGGUUAUCCUCAAAAAACAGCAGGCUGCUCUGGAAAGGACCAAUGCCCCUGUAAUGCCAUACAGGUCUUUGGAGCCAAUGGAACGUGAAAGCCCAGCCAACCCUGUGCUUCCCAGUUUCUUCCCUCCUGUCUCCAACAGUUCCAGGGACUCUCCAGAGCACUUCCCACUAAGAAAAACAGCAUCCGAGCCUAACCUGAAGCUACGCUAUAAGGCUAAGAAGGCUGGCGAGAGACGCAAGAACCCACUGACCCGCAAGGAAAGUGCACCCCCUUCCUUGAAGAGGCGUCCACCAGAAGCCAUUGAUUCAUCUCCCAGCAGCAGCAGCACCCCUGUGUCUGGCUGCAGUUCACCCAAUGACAGCCUGGUGCCAGAACAUGGAGCCCUGCCACCAGCACCAGGGCUGACACAAGAGACACCACUAGCUCAGCGUCUGAGGAUGCAGGAGAGCUCAUUGGCCCAGUUUGCUCUUCAGCCCACCGGCUCCCUCCCAGCACUUACCCUUGGACUACCAGCCUCUUCAGCAGCACCUGCCCGGGGGGAUGGAGAUCACAGGACACUCCCAGGCCUUGCCCACAAGGUGCCUGUCCUCACCAGCACCCACACACCCCUGUUUCUGCCCACCAGCUUGGAGCAACAUGAGCCUGGAAGCCCCUUAUCCACUCGGCUUCAGCCUGUGAUCAUUCUGGAGCCCUCACUUGCCCAUCCUCCUCUUGUGACAGUUCCAGGUCUGGGAACGGUUCCCUUUCACUUCAGCCAUUCGGUGCUUCCCCCAGAGCGGCUCUCAGUGCCGAUCCACAAGCCCUUGGGACGGACACGUUCAGAGCCCCUGCCACCCAGCUCCAGAGCCGUACAACAACAGCUGGCCUACCAGCAACAUCACACCCUUUUCCUUGAGCGGCUGAAGCAGCAGACACUGCUGGGCAAGCGCAUGUCCAAGAGUGAGAAGCCACGACUGCAGCAGAUCCCCUCUUCUGAAGAUAUGGAGGCGGAGGCAGGAGGAGAUCUGAGUGACCUGCCUCAGAGCCAGGUGGAGCCUUCGUCAGCAGGAAGCGGCAGUAAGGAGGCAGAAAGGAGUGCCAGACUGGGCCAGCCUCAAGAGGAACAUGUCCUUCAGCAGGCCCAGUACGCCUGGGAGCAGCAGCAACGUAUCCAGCAGCACCAGCUUCUCCGGAGACAGCCUCCUGCCGACUCACUCCUGAUCCCUGCUACCCGUGGAGGCCACCGGCCACUCUCCAGAGCUCAUUCAUCACCCGCCCCAGCCACUGCCUCCCUGCCCAGCCAGGAUACAUCUUCCAAAUCCCUGCCAACCCCUGUACAGGAGCAGUCUACCAAACCACGGUUCACCACAGGAAUUGUGUAUGACUCUGUCAUGCUGAAGCAUCAGUGCUCAUGCGGAGACAACAGCAACCACCCUGAGCAUGCCGGUCGCAUUCAGAGCAUCUGGUCUCGCCUGCAGGAACGAGGUCUACGCAACCAAUGUGAGUGUCUCCGGGGGCGCAAGGCCACUUUGGAAGAGCUGCAGUCUGUUCACACUGAGCGUCAUGUGCUGUUGUAUGGCACCAACCCCCUCAGCCGCCUGAAACUGGACAAUGGGAAAUUGGCAGGAAUCCUGUCCCAGCGGAUGUUUGUCAUGCUGCCCUGUGGUGGAGUUGGGGUGGACAGUGAUACCAUUUGGAAUGAGCUGCAUUCCAGCAAUGCGGCACGCUGGGCUGCUGGUAGCGUCACCGAACUGGCCUUCAAGGUGGCCAAUAGGCAACUGAAGAAUGGCUUUGCAGUUGUACGGCCGCCGGGACACCAUGCGGAUCCCUCAACAGCUAUGGGCUUCUGUUUCUUCAACUCUGUGGCAAUUGCAGCCAGACAGCUCCAACAGAAAGGGAAAAUCAGCAAGAUCCUUAUUGUAGACUGGGAUGUUCACCAUGGCAACGGAACACAGCAAGUGUUCUACCGAGACCCAAACGUUCUCUAUAUUUCUCUACAUCGGCAUGACAAUGGCAACUUCUUCCCUGGAAGUGGAGCAGCUGAUGAAGUGGGCUCUUGUGCUGGUGAGGGCUUCACCGUCAAUGUCGCUUGGACAGGUGGCCUUGACCCACCCAUGGGGGAUCCAGAAUACUUGGCUGCUUUCCGGACAGUUGUGAUGCCAAUUGCCCGUGAGUUCUGCCCAGAUGUGGUGCUGGUGUCUGCCGGCUUUGAUGCAGCCGAGGGCCAUCCUCCCCCACUGGGAGGCUACAAAGUUUCAGCCAAAUGUUUUGGCUACAUGACCCGGCAGCUGAUGAACUUGGCUGGAGGGGCCCUUGUUCUUGCUCUGGAAGGAGGCCAUGAUCUGACAGCCAUCUGUGAUGCUUCUGAAGCCUGUGUCUCUGCCCUGCUGGGUAAUGAGCUGGAACCUCUCCCAGAGGAGACCCUGCAGCAGAAACCCAACACCAAUGCAGUGUGCUCAUUGGAGGCUGUGAUCCGGGUGCAAAGCCAAUACUGGAGCUCGGUGCGACGUUUUACCCCCACUGUGGGCUAUUCAUUUCUGGAAGCCCAGCGCCAUGACACAGAAGAAGUGGAGACUGUGACAGCACUGGCCUCACUUUCUGUGAUGACAGAAAAAAGGCAGCAAGAUGAGCCUAUGGAAGAAGAGCCCAUGAACCAAUGAAGGCCUGUUACAUUCUCCCAAUGGGAAUGGAGUUUCCUUGGUGGCUCAUUCCACAUAACACAGUCCUGGCUUACUGCCUGCUGCAUAGCCCAUGUUAUUCUGAGCCACAAGGCUGGAAAACUGACUCAACUGUUGCAAUACUGGCUCUCUAGAAGAGGCAUAUGGCAGAUCACCCAGGAUUAGUAGGUGCCCCUUAGGGGCUGCCACAUGUGAACUCCACAAUCCAAGCAAUAGUCCCCAGACCCAUGGUGCUCCUGUUGUUGGGAAACUAGCUUGGGAUGAAACUCUGAGCACCGACAGUGCCUGGUGGGACACAGGAGACUGGAUAUGGACUGCGGAACUGGAGAGUUUACUCCGACGUUGGGGUGGUGCCUUUCCCUCCAGAACCAAAGAUGGCCCACAGACAGAUCCUGCUGGGGCAGAGCCAGGGUGUUAUUAUCCUUAUUCUCUCUCUUUUUUUUCUGAGCAAGACUUCUUCCCAUCUUGAAAGGAGCUGGACCUUUGCAAGAGGAAAAACUUUCAGAAACAACCAUUGGAUUUCCAACAGUUGGAGCAUCCUUGAGCAGUGACCCAGCCCAGCUCUCGCUUCAACCACUGCCCCAAACUUUCCCCUUUUGUUCUAGGACCUCCCUAAUUUGCACUAUAUACAGAUUCUUACAGACACAGACUUUUGUCCAGUUUCUCAUAGAACUUUGCAGGAACAAACUGCAUCUCCUUGUGGACUCAGGCCCUCAUUCCUCCAGCAUCAAGGCACCAUGUAAAUAGACAACUCUACAGUGCUUGUGGCUGGUUGGUGUGCCCCUGUUUUAUGAACACAAAACAGUUCUUAUUCCAAGGAACAAGCUUUGGAAGAUGGAGUAGGGAAGGGAGAAAGUGAGCAAGGCAAUGUGUCUUCUGUUAUCCCAACCAAUAUGCAGAAUUCCAUUUCCUGUCAAUCUUAGUUGUUUGGGUGCUCUUUUGUCCCCCCCCCAUUUGUAAAAAACAAACAAAAACAACUCCACACAAGUCUCUAAUCGUUAUGAUAUGUUUGAAAACAAGCAGGCAUUGCAUCUGUAAAUGCACUGUUAUUGUGGUAAGUGGAUCUCCAUAUCUGUCACAUCUUUACAGCUUUUAUAGAAAAGCACCCAAUUCUUAUUUGUCUGAGCUGCCACUAUGUUAAAAAAGUCCUACAAGGAAAGGCCAUGCGGUGUUUAAGAAAAUUACCAAAGGAAAUCAGUCAGAUGAACAUACAUUCCUGUUCCACACACUUCUGUUUCUCUUUGUGUAGAUGAACUGGACUGCUGCAAACCAUUGUAGCUUCCCAGUGCCACAAUUGACAAGAGUCCCACAACAAUGAUCCACAUGUAGACUGAAAUAUUUGUCCUGUGUUAAAUUAUUUAGCACAGGGGAGAUCUAUCAUGUCUCUCAGUCUCACUGCCAGUGGCCAAAUUGAACCAGGGAGGGCAGGGAGAAGGGUGAGAAGGGUGGAAAGGUGUAUGCUGGAAGAUGCAGUAUGCAGAGUAUGUAUAUAAACUUCUGGAUCUAAACCAGCCAGUAAAUUGAGCCUUUGCUGCA